Sipha flava (yellow sugarcane aphid) is the source of this 3428-nucleotide messenger RNA. RefSeq lists its product as uncharacterized. The transcript has 2 exons. The coding region runs from base 495 to 3170 and encodes 891 amino acids. NCBI's taxonomy places the organism in Eukaryota, Metazoa, Arthropoda, Insecta, Hemiptera, Aphididae. The record is from RefSeq and is a predicted model, not a curated record.
UUAUAUGAUUCACCACCACCGCGAGCGAACGUCCGUCCAGUCGAUAUGUGUGUGCCGCCGUCGGCGGAACGUUGACGUGGUGGCGAACAUCCCCAUUGACGGUGCGGCACGCGUUCGGUACGAAAUAGUUUUAUCCGUUCCGUGCGAUCGUGUACCACGCGAGUGAACAUUUCCGUUUCGAAAUAAACGCGUGAACGAUAAAAGAAAAAAUCAAAAAAUCAAAAAAAAUCCAAAAAAAAUCCGAAACCAUAAUUUCGUAAUUUUUAAAAAAAAAAACAAUCCUCGCCCGCACCACCCGCACUGCAACUCGUCAUCAUGGUGUUCUGCCGUUGAGAAGAGACAUGCACCAACAGCACCACGACUGCCGCAACCAACAUCGCAGCCGCUGUUGCCGUGGUCGCCGCCGCCGUCACCGCACCAACUCCGCACGCGUCCCGUAACCGUUUCGGCCGUCGCCUCCGGUUUGUCUCCGAAUUUAUUAACGAGAUACUAAGAUGCAGACAAUCGGUAAAACCACUGAUAAAAUGGAUUUCCCUAAAACUUGGACUGAUAUAUUAUUAAAGUCGAUAUCAGGUAAGACAAACUAUACUAUAGAUGUAAAAAUAGGAACUAAACGUAUCGCAACGGACAACCAAGAUCAAAGAGAAAGCCCGAAAAAACGUCGUAAACAAUCGAAUCCUACGAGAAUAUCGGCCAACGAAGAAAAUUUGAACAAUGGGCUUGAUACAGAUUUAUUGCGAUCUGACAGAACCAAACAUGAAUUGGAACACAUUGAACCACUAAAAGAUUUAACACUGUCAAAUGAUCAACAGACUUCUUCAUUGCCCUUAAAUCUGACAACGUGUGAGAAUCAAAAACCCUCUUCUGAUGACUUUCAACAAGUACAGUAUUCCAAUAACAUAUACCGACAAAAUAAUUCGUCUACCAAAAUUUCCGAAAACUUGAAUUUGCCAUACCAAUCGUACAUGCAAUCAAUUUCAUGUUUCGAAAAAAAAGAUUGUUAUUCGGUUGAACCUUUUAAAAGCCCGCAGUGCAACUUGGCAGCAAAUGCUGGCCAGGCUCCCGUUCAAAUAUUCAACCCAGAAGCGUUUUGCGAUCAAUGUAACAAAGAAUUCUGUAACAAAUACUUUUUGAAAACGCACAAGGCUAAUAAGCAUGGCGUGUACACAGAGAACGUAUCGAGUGGCUUCACUACGGAUCAGAUCGAGAGAUAUAAAGAGCCACCAGCGGCUAGUGAUUUUUCCCCGCACGCUAAUGACGUGUCCGCCGUGGUGUCAACGUCGACACUGUUCAAAAACACUUUGGUGUAUCCCCAGCCGCCGGCGAACACGAACACGAACGCAUCGAGAAACGCGAUGAUGAACAAUCAGACCCGAGCGUUUUGCAACGUGUGCCAAAAGGAGUUUUGUAACAAGUACUUUGUGAAACGGCACAAAGCGAAGAUCCACGGGAUAGUCGACGACGGAGACUACAGGACGGCCAUCGACGACGGUCCGUCGUCGAACAACUGCAAAACGAGUGUCCGGAUAAAAAACGAGUUCUUAGACUUUGGUGGCGUCGCAGACGCGUUCGGCAAGGACGAGGAGAAUGUGGGACCGUUUACGUUCUGCGCGCAGGAGUCGUAUUCGCGAGCGUCCAUAGCGCAGUCGCACACGUCGGCGGCGGCGGACACCGGAGAACCGGAGCCGUCGCGAUCGGCCGCGGUCCCGUGCGUUCACAUCAAAACGGAGGGUUCGGACGAGGAGCACGGCGCGAACGGGCCGGCCGACGGAUGGUACAACGGGCACGAUAACCGUCACGGUGUCGGCGUCCGUCGGACUGGUGGUGGUGCCGAGGCGGUCGACUUGAUGGCGACGAACGACGGCGAACGCGGCACCGACGGAACGGAUGACGACGCGGACCGUGGUGCCGGUGCACCGGACGGAGCGACGGAGCUGACGGACAAGAGCGGACCGAUGACGUUGAACGAUUGGUUUUUCAGACCGAACGGCGGCGCGCCGGAAACCACGUCCAAGUGUGACGCGUGCGACGCGAUGGUGGACGGGUCGCUGAAGGCGCACGUUCUCGACAAGCACGAGCACCUGGCCAACGAGCUGAUGAACGACGCGUCGGAGUGCGAGUGGACGGCCGCGAAAGGCGCGGGCGACGCGUCCACCAGCAGCAGCAAGAACUCCGUCGAGAACUACGACGUGUGCGCGACCAGGCACGGCGGUGAACGGAAACCGUCGGCGGCCGCGUUGAGCAGCUUCUGCAGGAUUUGCAACAAGGAGUUGUGCAACAAGUACUUCAUGAAGACGCACAUGCAGCGCAUGCACGGCAUAUCGAUCCAGAACGGCAACCACAUCGGCGGCGUUGUGUGCGACAUAUGCAACAAGGAGCUGUGCAGUAAGUACUUCCUGCGCGUGCACAAGCUCAACUCGCACGGCGUCGGUGCGGCCGAGAACUGUCCCAGGUACUGGCCGGACUCGGAUCAGAACCGAGAGGGCGCGACCCCACCGGUAGAAGGGCCGCCGCAGCCACCGCCGCAACAGCCGCAGCCGCCGGUCGACGGGCCGCUGGACGACGCGGCGCAGCGGCCGGACGAUGAUGGCCACUACCGGUACUACAAGCACUACACGGAGUCGUGCAGCAUGUGCUCGCGUCGGUUCCGGAGCUCCAAGUGGCUGAGCGCGCACCUGUUGAACGAUCACGGGGACGAGGGCCGGGCGCUUUGGCGGCGGCACGUGAACAACCGUCCGGAGGCGGCGGACGAGCGGACCGUGGACGACGCGAAGCAGUACCGGUGUUCGUACUGCCCGUUCGCCACGUCCGUGCUGUCGUUCCUGUUCGUGCACGAAAAGUUCCACGUGGCCGAGCCCGCGCAACGGUCGCCCGACCGCGCGUUGGACACGAACGGCAACGACCUGUUGCGGUACGCCGCGGCCGCAAAAGCCGCGGUCGGGUGGCCGUCCGACGACCGCCAUCACCGGGUCGACGGUGCCGAGUCCGGCGGUGGCCACGAGCCGUUCAUCAUGCAGUCGUUCUUCCUGGAGAACUGUUCCGUGUCGCCGUCCGUCAGGACCGAUGCGACCGGCCGCAGCGAUUCGUUCCACUCGUCGCUCGUCUACUUGCCGGUCAAGGAGAAGCUCACGUCGACCGUCAACGUUUUCUUCAAGCUCACACCGACGUAAUGCAAUCCGUGUCUGAGAUCCAACAGCGUUCUUAUCGCGUCCGUGACCGACUGGAGCCGACGCCGAUCUGAACACGAGUGGUCGACUACACGAAACAACGCAAAUAUUGUACACUGUACGAUUGUAAUUUAUAUUAAACGUAACAUAGGUAUCAUAUUAUACAGGGUGUAUCUCCCGUAUGUCGUUCGUAUGACCAACGGUUCUUUAUUUUUUCGACGGUAGCGCUACGAUAAAAAAAAAAAAAAAAAGGCCCUCCUC